Molecule: messenger RNA, 1595 nt
Organism: Porites evermanni
Lineage: Eukaryota; Metazoa; Cnidaria; Anthozoa; Scleractinia; Poritidae
Source: the annotation of a GenBank genome assembly
GAACAGGAGGGUAUCCCUAGUGAGGAGGAAGAAAGCAGCAGCUCAGAAGACGAGAGGGAAUGGCGCGAGGAACUCAAGAGACAGCGUAAAGAAGCUAGAAUAAAUGAAGAGAAACAAGUUACCAGCAAACCAAAGUUUUACGAAUUAAAAUCAGGCGAAAACUUUAAAACCAUAAAGUCUACCAAAGACGUGUUGACCUCGAAACAAAAGAAGUAAGUAUGACACAAGAAUCUUUGGCCAAAUCGCGGAUCCCGGGUGGAAGACCCUGAUUAGAGGAUCCUGCCUCCCAAUAAAUGGCGGACGAAUAUAUUUUUCACCUGAUCAAUCAAUUAAUCAAUCAAUUUAUUUAAAAUCAUUGCGUGGGAUUGAGGUUGCCCGCAGCAUCCGAUCCAAGGGCUCAUGUAUGAAACGCAUGACAAAAUGUCGUACCCGGAACUCGUCUUAGUGAUAAAGUCUGGGUACGAGAUUUAUUUUUCACGUCGCGUUUUGUGAUCUUGCCGUCCCGGUUAACAUCUGUGAAAUGCAAACGAAAACUCAAAUCUAGUCCAACUGGGAGAAAGCAGUAACGGAAGAACCGGAAAAAAAUUCCAUUUUCUCACGUUUGUUGUCUUGAGCUUGAGUUUUGGAGUCGUGUGUGAACCAGUUACUUAUGAACAGUUACAAAACUUAGAUUAUUUGCAUUAGGAGCUAUUAUUUCUCAUCUGUUUCCCUUUGAAUCGAAAUAGCAAUCUGAUACUAAGGUCGCUGUGAACACUUAGUUACACUAUAAUCAAGUCAAGUUAGCCCUGUCAUAUUAUGUUCGGUAUUAAUUCUUAGUGCAUAAAAUUCAAUUUCCUACAAAGUCAAAACGGGUGCGUUUUGUUUUUUGUGUGUAGGGUAUCCCUUGGUGACCGUCUUCAGCAUGAAGAGAGUUCGGGUGUGAUCCGGUCAACAGGUUCAUCCUCGGGUGAAAAGGAGAUUACUUUUCAAGUAGAGAAGGUAAAAAAAGGACAUCAAUUUAACGUUACUGGUUAUAACGAUUCUUUUAAAGAUUGAAAUGUAUUUGCUUUACCUUGUACCUAAUGAAAACAGUCAUUUUAAAUUAUUGGUUUGUAUAGAAAGACAAAUACAAAUUGCAGCAGUAUUUUAGGAUACUGUAGGAGUUUAUUGCCCUUAAAUGAAGAAGGGUGUAAUUGAUUUUUUCUUUAAUUAACUGGUAUUUUUUACUGUCGUUCUUGAGUUUAUUGUGGUGUGGGGUAAUUGUGUGAACGUAAUAUCCUGAGCGAUCAUGGUUACUUUUUGAUAAAGGCCAGAGUUUAAGCGAGACUUGGCCUGAAACAGCUUUUAAUGCGGAAUUUUAAUAAGAAAUAAUAAUUGUUUUCUAACUACAUGCAACCACGUUUUCUUUCCCCCCCAUGCAUCACGCGUCAAAAUAAGCGACUCUAUUGCAUUUAUCACAAUUUUUGUUUUCUUUGUAGAAUAACAAAGAGACAAAAAGAGAUGAAGAAAUUCGUGCUCAUGUCAAGGAAAGGAAAAAGCUUCGUCGAUCAGCCAGCAGUGUCCUGGGAAAUGAGAAACGAAAACCGGUGUUCUGGAGAGGGAGGAGGGUUAGAUGA